Messenger RNA from Phoenix dactylifera (date palm), 1734 nucleotides. Its product is annotated as EG45-like domain containing protein. Lineage: Eukaryota; Viridiplantae; Streptophyta; Magnoliopsida; Arecales; Arecaceae. The record is from RefSeq and is a predicted model, not a curated record.
GGAUCAUAAAGAACUGGAUUCGUGGAGGAUCGCGAUUGGAAACGAUUGAAUGGCUCCAGCAUGUCUUAUCUAGCUUCGUUCACCUCCGAGUCAUCGGCGCCGUUCACCUCACCUAUGGGAAAGCCUCUGCCUCUUGGCCUCGGACACCUGCUCCCAUGGCUUUUGAGCUUCCUGCUGCUCCCCUCUCCAUCCCUUGCCGAUGUCGGCACGGCCUCAUUCUACGGACCGCCGUAUCUUCCUACUGCAUGCUACGGGAGCGACGAGGGCCAGUUCCCUGCGGACAAUCUCUACGCGGGCGCCGGGGAGGGGAUUUGGGACAAUGGCGCGUCCUGUGGGAGGGUGUACCUGGUGAGAUGCCUCAGCUCAGCCACGCCGGACGCGUGCGUCGAGGGCCAGACGAUCCAGGUGGUGAUCCUCGAUCGUGCGGCCACUCUGAAUUCGAUCCCUUCGACGAACGGGACCACUAUGGUUCUCUCGAGCCCUGCUUUCGGAAUGAUAACCCAACAGUCGGUAGGGGUGAUCAACAUCGAAUUCACACCUAUUUGACAGCCGCCAGAGAUCCCAAGAUCAGACCAAUUUUGAAGCAUCGUUAAAUUAAUUUAAUGUUUCAGGAAAAACAACAAAAGAAAGUAUAUUUUUCUUUCUUUUUUUAUUUUUUUAUUUUUUUGCUAAAGAAAAGUGUAUUUUUCUAGUUCCUGAAUUGUGCGUAUGUUUUUUCCCCCUUUCAACUAGGUCAUUUUUAUUUCUUCUUCUAUACUUUCUUUGCUUUGUAAUGCUCUUUUUCCCCUUCAAAAAAUGCUUCAACUUGAGCGUUAUUGUUUCCCUUCGUCUCUCUUUCCUCUUUCUUUUUUUUAUAUUUUUUUAUAAAAAUUUAUAUAGACGUAUAUUCUUUCGGUUAACUAUUUUAAAUGAGAUCCUAGUUAGAUUGCCACACUCUUUCUCUCGCAAUUCGCUUCUGAUGUGCCUUUCUUUCGUUUGGUUAAUAAAGUCGCCGGACCCUCUGCUCCUCUCUUCCCCCCGCCCCCAAAAAAAAACAAGGGAUGGGAAAGAACCUUGCGUCUCGAGCCUGCCAAGAGUAAACGGGAUGCGAGUCGCUCAUAUUGCGUGGUGUCUUGUCAUUGCUUUCUUUUGAAUGGGCAUCGUCAAAUGUGCCACCGAGACAGGCAAAGUGAUUGGUGCAAAGCGAUUUUUUUUUCUGGGAGAACGUAGCAUCCGUGCAUCCGAAUGAGUGCGGUUCUAUUUGAUGCGGUCGUUUUCGGUUCUCAAGGCCUUCAUCCAUCAUGCUUUUCAGGUUCCAUGAAAGAAACAAAAUCUAUCAAAGCUAAACCGGCCGCCGGUGCAGCCAGGUCAAGUAGGCAGGUACAAAUUGGCUAUUCUCCACACGGCAUGAGGUCAAGGCGUGCUCGAUACGGCGGCAUUUUUUCGCCCGGAAAGGUUCGGAGGAAGCGUUGAACAACGGAAGGCAGAUGUUUCUUGGAAGAUUAAAGGACUUAGGAAAAUUCUAUCCUACGGACAAUGUACAUGCCCCAUCACAGUUUGAUGAUGGUGAUGACACGGGUCUCCAGAUUUUUUUGGAAACUGAUCUCAAACGGCAGGAGAAGAUUUUUUUGGACGUCAUGCAUUGCUGCAUGAAGAUUUGCGCGUGCCGAUGGGACACGGCUGUAUUUUCCGUGCAAAAGAUUUGCUUCAAGAUGUAUGCAGGUGGUGAAUAAAAUAAAACUGGACGUAUUUUGA